AUGUCAUUUGCUCAAGGACAAUCGCUGCGGCUGCACCUCGGCGCAAACGUCGACGCUGCUUGUGCCUGGCACGCAUGCGGGAAGAGACAGGCGUCUCCGCUCCAGUCAGAUGCAUGUGCCAUAUACGUCAUGUUCCCAAGGCAAAGACUCAAUGGCAAGGGCUGCGUACAAGUGAAGAAUAGAGGGCAUGGCCCUCCACGAUGA
Messenger RNA from Parastagonospora nodorum SN15, 204 nucleotides. RefSeq lists its product as hypothetical. NCBI's taxonomy places the organism in Eukaryota, Fungi, Ascomycota, Dothideomycetes, Pleosporales, Phaeosphaeriaceae. The coding region runs from base 1 to 204 and encodes 67 amino acids. The record is from RefSeq and is a predicted model, not a curated record. The transcript is spliced from 2 exons.